This is a messenger RNA of Sus scrofa (pig), 6203 nucleotides long. The record is from RefSeq and is a predicted model, not a curated record. NCBI's taxonomy places the organism in Eukaryota, Metazoa, Chordata, Mammalia, Artiodactyla, Suidae.
CGCGUGUCCCCCUAGCGGGGCGUAGAGGGCUCCCGCUCCCUCCAUCCCAUGCUUGCGUGCAUUUCCGUUGGCAAAAUACCUCCUCUCUGGUUAUUUAACUAAAAAAAAAAAAAAGGAUUUUUUUGUUUUCAUUAUUUCUCUCUGUUUCUGUGAUCGGGGACCCCUAAUUCAGUACCGUAGGUUUGGGGGCGGGAAGGAUGAGCCCGGUGCGCUUGGCUCGUUUAUUUCGGGCUGUUCCCCCCCCCCCUUUUUUUUUGCGCGGGGCGCACGUCUAGGACGCGCGGCGAAUUGUUUCCUAUCUUUUUUGUGGAUCUGGAGACGGCCAGGCUUUAGGUUUCUUUCCCCACCCUUAAAGAAUGAGGACCUGUCAGUUCCCAUUAGCGUGAAUUUCCUGUUGGGGACGGUCAUUGCCGGGGUGUGGUCCAGCUGGAAAGCUCCGGCUGGUCCCCGAGAGGUCGCGCCUGCACCCUGAUUGGGUGAAUUUAUCGGGAGUUGAGUAUUUUCCCUGUCCCCCGGAAUGUAGGCAUGAAAGAAGGUGCCGUGUUUGGUAUUUAAGGACCGAGGGUCUGCCCAGACUCGAGGUGCCCUGCCCGGGAAGGUGGCCACUGGCCGCAAGGAGCUGUUGAACACUUGGAAUGUGGCUAGACGGAGUUGAGAUGUGCUCCCAGUGAAAAAGACACACCUGAUUUUGAACGCUUAGUAAGGAAAAAAAGUAAAGAUAUCUCAUUCAUAAUUCUUUCCAAGUUAAAUAAUAGCGGUUGAGAUGAUACUGUUUUGAACAUAGUGGGUUGACUCAAAUAUAUUAUUGUCAUUGGUUUCUUUUUACUUCUUUUUAACACAGUUACUUGAACAUUGAAAAUUAAAUGUACGACUGGCAUAUUUCUGUUGGACAGCGUUCAGCUGGAGCAUUGGAAUGAGGGCAGGGGUAGUAGGAGCUUCUGCCAUCUGUUUUCUCUUUGCCUGCUUCUCUGAUGGCAUGUGGCCUCCUCUCUCCUAGACACUCUUCCUUCUCACCCUCCGCUGAACUGUCGAGCCCAUGGCUUAAGGAGGAUUUUGUCCUCAUUUGCAGUCAAGUUCAUGGACAGAAUUUUCUUUGGGGAAAAAAUGUCAUCUCCUGUGCACUGGAGUACACGGUGGAAAUAGUUGCAGAGGAUUGGACUCAGUCGGAUCAUAAGUUAUUGAAGCUGCGUGUUUGCAAUAUUUGCGUGUGUGUGAUACAGCGAGCCUGCUCAUGUUCAGGGCCUCUGCCAUCUGAAAGCCUUUCUCCAAGUUACUCUGACUUUUGCUUGGGGGCCCCUGUCAUGCCCUGACGUCACUACACCCAUUUCCCUUUCCAGCCCUUAGAUAACUGUCAGGGUUUUUUGCCAGUAAAAAUGGUGGUUGGCACCAUAUUGUCCCCAAUUCUUGAUUGACUGUAAAUCCUGCCAGUUUGGGAGGAUGAAAUCAAUGUUAAGUGAGAGAGAAUCAAUUACUAUAGAAUGUCAACUCUAGGGAGGGUGACUGUUGGAAAGAUAUGAACAUUCCAAUGAAUGUCUGUAUCCUGUUGCCGGGGGUGCUCUAGAAGGGCUUUUUAGAGAAAGUGUGAUGUGUGGAGACUUGAUUCCCAAAUAAUAUCUCGAAUUUUUUUUUUUUUUUAAUGAAAAUGCUUUUUCUCUGGGAUCUUAUGAUCGGAAGUUAAAUUUGUUUUCUCCAAAGUGUGAAGUGUUUACAUCUCAGAAGGCAAAACUUUAGAUAGUAUUUCUAGGGGGGGAGAAAAACUUUAGAUAGUAUUUUUAGUUGGGAGAAAUAGUAAAACAUUGAUCCAGAAGUUAAAAAAUGUAUGCUUGUGACAGUACAUCUAUUUUAAUUCACACACACACACACACGUGACAGAAGCAUAUUAAGUGAGGUGAAAAUUUCCUCUGAUGUAAAGAAACCAGGCUACUCAUCCUUAUUAGGUUUUGCCCCAACAAGACAUUUGGGAUUUAAUUUCGUUGGGAGUUUAGCGAUGUUUUGUUCAUCGGUGCAUAUGAAUUUCCCAUACCUUGUGAAGCCUUAGGAACCAUGUGAUGGAGGCAGUCAGAGAGAGGCUGAAAGUUUUGUGUUUCACAAAUAAGAAAGUGGAACCUUUGCAUGUUAUUAGACUCCCGGAGUCUGGAGCAGGAUAUUUAUCUGGCACUGCAGAACCUCCUCUGUAGUCACCGACCCAGGGUCUGGGGCCCCUGGGCGGACGGUCUGGAAAAUUUCACGUCUUUCCUGUUCAUCUUCCCUCCCAAGCGGAGUUCUUGUGUGUGGUGAGCUCUUUCCCGGGCCUUCAGGGGGCUGGGCUCCUUAAGAGGCACCCUGCACACAUCUGAGGGCAAGUUCAAAGAGCAAAGCUCCGGGGCGGGCGGAGGUGGGGUGGCAGAAAGUAGGAACAUGCUUCCUGAAGGUGUUUCGCACAGCCUUCAUCCGGAGGGCUUCUUUCUCCAUCAAGGGGAAAAAGUGUCUCAUCAAAUAUCCAGCAGGAGAGUCCGAGUUUCAAGAGGGCAGUGGAACGUUGUAGGGAGAACCAGGUUUCUCAUUUAGAAAGUGGAUGUGUGGGGUAACAUGUCCAGUGUGUCCGAGGAGAGAAGAAAAAGGCAGCAGAACAUUCAGGAAGGCCUGCAGUUUAUACAGUCACCGCUGUCGUAUCCAGGAACGCAGGAACAAUAUGCGGUGUAUUUAGGUGCUCUCGUGAGAAAUCUUUUUAACGAAGGGAAUGAUGUUUAUCGGGAGCGUGACUGGAACAGCUCCGUAAGCCAGUAUUCAGAAGCUUUGAGUAUAGCUGAUUAUGCAAAGUCUGAAGAAAUUUUAAUCCCUAAAGAAAUCAUUGAAAAACUACAUAUAAAUCGUAUUGCUUGCUAUUCUAUUAUGGGCUUCCAUGAUAAAGUCUUAGAAGACUGCGAGACAGUUCUCAGUCUCAAUGCCAGUAACUGCAAAGCUCUGUAUCGGAAAUCUAAGGCUCUCAGCGAUUUGGGAAGAUACAAAGAGGCUUACGACGCUGUAGCGAAGUGCUCCUUGGCGGUGCCUCAGGAUGAACAUGUAAUAAAACUCACGCAAGAACUAGCUCAGAAAUUGGGAUUUAAAAUAAGAAAAGCAUAUGUCAGAGCCGAGCUCUCACUAAAAUCAGUUCCUGGGGAUGGGGCUGCCAAGGCUUUGAACUGUUCUGUGGAAGAUAUUGAGCCAGAUUUAUUAACUCCGAGGCAAGAAGCAGUUCCUGUUGUCUCUAUACCUACUUCCAGUUUUUCUCACCAAGUUGGAAGUGAGCUGGCCUCAGUUCCUGUUAUGCCCAUAGCUUCGGUGUUGCCGCUGCCGGUGGAAGAGAGUUCUCUGCCGUCGACCGUGUUGGCAAAUGGAGGGAAGAUCCCCUUCGUUAUGCCGGAACCGUUUUUAGAUGAUGGCGACAUGGUCCUGGGAGAUGAGAUAGAUGAGCUCCUUGACUCUGCGCCUGAAACUAAUGAAAAUGUUAUGCCAUCAGCCUUAGUCAGAGGCCCCCUGUCGACGGCCACUGUCACCCCAAACAUCCCCUUCUCGGCGUCUCUCCUGGGCACCCUGCCCAUUGGUGCAAGAUACGCGCCUGCACCCUCCUUCUCGGAGCUCUUCCCACCUCUGGCUUCAUCCUUGGAAGAUUUCUGUUCUUCUCUAAAGUCGUUUUCAAUGAGCGAAUCCAAACGAGAUCUGUCCACCUCAACUUCUAGAGAGGGAACAUCGCUUAACAGCAGUAAUUCUUCCCUUUUACUUAUGAAUGGACCGAGCAGUUUGUUUGCUUCGGAGAGUUUCCUGGGCCUUUCAACUCCCGCCAGGAAUGAGUUUGGAAACAUUUUCACAAGUGCAGUAACUAAGCCACCUUCUUCAGUGACCCCAAGACAUCCCCUCGAAGGAACCCAUGAACUGAGACAAGCUUGCCAGAUCUGUUUUGUAAAAUCAGGCCCUAAGUUAAUGGAUUUCACUUACCUAGCUAAUAUAGAUCAUAAAUGUAAGAAAGAUAUUUUAAUUGGUAGGAUAAAGAAUGUUGAAGAUAAAUCAUGGAAAAAAAUACGUCCAAGACCAACAAAAACAAAUUAUGAAGGACCUUAUUAUAUAUGUAAAGAUGUUGCUGCCGAGGAGGAAUGUAGAUAUUCAGGCCACUGCACAUUUGCUUAUUGCCAAGAAGAGAUAGACGUCUGGACCCUGGAGCGAAAGGGGGCGUUUAGUAGGGAGGCUUUCUUUGGCGGCAAUGGAAAGAUCCACCUUACCGUAUUCAAACUUCUCCAAGAGCAUCUUGGAGAAUUUAUAUUCCUGUGUGAGAAAUGUUUUGAUCAUAAGCCUAGAAUGAUAAGUAAAAGAAACAAAGAUAAUUCUACUUCUUGUUCUCAUCCUGUUACAAAGCACGAGUUUGAAGACAAUAAGUGCCUUGUCCACAUUUUGCGAGAGACAACAGUAAAAUACUCCAAAAUCCGCUCUUUUCAUGGCCAGUGUCAGCUUGACCUAUGCCGACACGAGGUUCGCUAUGGCUGUCUGCGGGAAGACGAGUGCUUUUAUGCACAUAGCCUCGUGGAAUUGAAAGUCUGGAUGUUGCAGAGUGAAACAGGAAUCUCACAUGACGCUAUUGCCGAGGAAUCUAAACGCUAUUGGCAAAACUUGGAAGCAAAUGUACCUGGAGCACAGGUACUUGGCGAUCAAAUAAUGCCUGGAUCUCUUAAUAUGAAGAUAAAAUUUGUAUGUGCUCAGUGUCUGAGAAAUGGUCAAGUCAUUGAACCAGACAAAAACAGAAAAUAUUGUAGUGCAAAAGCAAGGCAUUCGUGGACCAAAGAUCGGCGGGCCAUGAGAGUGAUGUCUAUUGAACGUAAGAAGUGGAUGAACAUCCGUCCUCUCCCCACAAAGAAACAAAUGCCUUUACAGUUUGAUCUGUGCAAUCAUAUUGCCUCUGGAAAAAAAUGUCAGUAUGUUGGGAACUGUUCCUUCGCUCACAGUCCCGAGGAGCGAGACGUGUGGACAUACAUGAAGGAGAACGGGAUACAAGAUAUGGAGCAGUUUUAUGAACUCUGGCUAAAGAGCCAAAAAAAUGAAAAAAGCGACGACGUAGCCAGUCAGUCCAACAAAGACAACGGGAAGCAGAUUCACAUGCCUACGGAUUACGCGGAAGUCACCGUGGACUUCCACUGCUGGAUGUGCAGGAAGAACUGUAACAGCGAGAAGCAGUGGCAGGGCCACAUCUCCUCUGAGAAGCACAAGGAGAAGGUUUUCUACACCGAAAGUGACCAGUACUGCUGGCAGCACCGCUUCCCAACAGGAUAUUUUAGUAUUUGUGAUAGGUAUAUAAAUGGCACCUGCACGGAAGGAAGCAGCUGUAAGUUCGCACACGGCAACGCUGAACUUCAAGAAUGGGAAGAAAGAAGAGAUGCCCUUAAGAUGAAGCUCAACAAAGCCCGAAAAGAUCACUUAAUUGCCCCCAAUGAUAAUGACUUUGGAAAAUAUAGUUUUUUGUUUAAAGAUUUAAACUAACAUGCUGGCUUUUAUGUAUGUUACCUAAUCAGAGCAUUGACCAGAGAAAUUGCAGGUUCUACGGCACGUGGCAGAGGAGCUGCAGAUUUUCUGCUUCUAUUGGCGUUUCUCUUCCCUCCUGAGCAGCAACCCACAGUAGAUAGGAAAACGGGCUGUCUGAUGGGUCUGGCCAGGCUCUCACGGCACCUGUGGCAUCAGAUGGCCAAGUGACCGCUACCGGUUGCCAUCUCUUGAACAGACUUUUGGAUGAAUUGUGUUGGGGAGGAGGAUACGGUGAUGUUGAGGGCAACUCCUCGAGUUGGUCCUUCAAGACAGAUCCGUGAUGGUGAGAGAGAAACACUGUGCUGGGAUCAGAACACGUGGCGGAUGAAAUGCUUCACAUGUUUUAAGCCGAAGGAAAUUUGUCUAAUAUAAUAAAGUUUGCUACUUAAUCUGUACGUAGGUUGCUAAAAAGGAUUUUCUUAACUCAGAUUUUAAGCCAAAUAACCAUUUAACACUAGUAUAUGUUAAAUGGGGUAUUUUUCUGUAUUUGUAUGUUUCACUAUAAUAAGGGAACCGAUGAUGCGUAUUGAGAAUAUUUUGAAAAAUAAUCAGGUUGACUCAAAUUUUAUUUCUUGGUCUUUUGCUGUUUAAAUAAUGAUUUUGAACGAUUAAACUUGUACUGUUGGUAUUGUGUCGUGUAUGGACCAAUAUUGCCUGUAAUAAAGAUUUUAUAUAUA